Messenger RNA from Fusarium odoratissimum NRRL 54006, 591 nucleotides. RefSeq lists its product as uncharacterized. NCBI's taxonomy places the organism in Eukaryota, Fungi, Ascomycota, Sordariomycetes, Hypocreales, Nectriaceae. The record is from RefSeq and is a predicted model, not a curated record. Bases 1 to 591 code for a protein of 196 amino acids. The transcript has a single exon.
AUGACGGACAAACCAGAAACGAAACUCUCCCCCCCAGAGUUAAACUUCACUUUCGACGAGUCUGUCGCAGAAUGGAACGUCAAUCACCGCGAGUGGCUGAAAACUCACGACAAAACAUGGGACUCGCUCGCAACCGGCGCCCUCGUCUUCGACACCUCCAACCGCAUUCUCCUUCUCCAAAGAGCACCAGACGAUAGUAUGCCUAACAAAUGGGAGAUUCCAGGCGGUGCUUGUGACGACGAAGACGAAACUGUUCUGUACGGUUGUGUGCGUGAGCUUUGGGAGGAGGCAGGUCUGAGACUGCGACACAUUCGACGUGUUAUUCCUGAUGGGCCAAAUGGAAAACCUGGAGCUGUUUUUACGAAUAGAACGGGGAAGAGGUUCUUUUGCAAGUUUAGCUUUGAGGUUGAUGUUGAGGAUACAGCUGAGGUCAAGCUGGAUCCGAAGGAGCAUCAGGAUUAUGUUUGGGCGACGGAGGACGAGGUUAAGGGGCAGAAGAUGGGGGAGAGGGAGAUCCCACUGACGAAUGGAUUGAUGGUGAGGUUGAUUGAGAAAGGGUUUGCCAUGAGGAGAGACGACAAGGGGCGGUGA